Molecule: messenger RNA, 1537 nt
Organism: Pseudopipra pipra
Lineage: Eukaryota; Metazoa; Chordata; Aves; Passeriformes; Pipridae
Gene: BMX
Product: BMX non-receptor tyrosine kinase
Biological process (GO): adaptive immune response; B cell receptor signaling pathway; protein phosphorylation
Cellular component (GO): plasma membrane
Molecular function (GO): ATP binding; non-membrane spanning protein tyrosine kinase activity
Source: RefSeq, a predicted model, not a curated record
AUGCCGUGUAACAGGCACAUAAUCCAGGGGAACAGCAGAGAUUCAAGUGCGAGAGAGAAGGAAGAGAAUGAAAAAGGGAAUGGGAGAGGGAAUGGGAAGGAGAACAGUAAAAUAUUACAUGUGUAUAAAACCCCUGAGCACAAGUAUUACCUUGCUGAAAAUUAUUGUUUUGAAUCAAUUCCCAAACUUAUACACUACCAUCAGCACAACUUCACCAGUUAUCCUAUGUUCCAGCAUGCAGUAUCUACAAAAGUAAAUAAGGUCUCAACCACAGCUUCAUCAGGAAAUUGAAUUUGGGAGUUGAAAUGAGAAAAAAUUGUCCUGUUGAGAGAGCUAGAGAGUGCUCAGUUUGGAGUGGUGCUUCAGGGAAAGUGGAAGGAAAAAUAUGAAGUGGCUAUAAGGAGGAUUAAAGAGGGAGCAGAAGAUGAACCCAUAGAAGCUCAGGCCAUGAUGAAAAUUAAUAAUCCCAAACACUUUAGACUGUACAAUGUAUGCUCAAAAUUAUAUCCUGCCUAUUUAGUGACUGACUAUUUGAUCAGCCACCUAAGGAGUCAUGGAAAGGAACCUUCCUACCCUUUAGCUUUUUUGAAAGUAUGUUAUGAUGUUUGUGAUGCUAUGGCAUUUCUGGAGAUCAGUCAGUUCAUACAUGGAGACUUGGCUGCUAGGAACUGUUUGGUUGACAGCAAAAUUACUGUGGAAGUAUCUGACUUCCAGACGACUCGGUAUGUUCUGGAUGAUCCGCAUAUAAGUUCUCUAGGAACCAAGUUUCCAGUGAAGUGGUCAACAUCCAAAGUUUUUCAUUGCAGGAAGUCAGAUGUAUGGGCCUUUGGUAUUCUCACAUAUGAGGUGUUCACUUUGGGAAAGCAGCCCUAUGAGCUUUAAUAUAGUAUGCCAGUGAUUGAGAAAGUUUCUCAUGGAUACAGAUUUUAUAGACCACAACAGGUUUCAAACACCAUCUACUAGAUAAUGGACAACUGCUGGAAUGAACUACCAGAAAAGCACCCUGCCUUUUAUCAGCUCUUACCAUUUUUUGAGGCAUUGAGAGAAGGCAACAGAGGUUGAAAAAGAAGAUUCAGAAACAGAUGACUGUGCAUACUGGUUUCAUAUCACCUGCCUUCUGUACGAGAGCUACAUCUGAAAUCUGCCUGACAUUAGCCAUGCCUAUUAUGCUAUAUAUUAGUGUUCUUCUCAUUUAAUCAGGGAGUUGACCAAGAAGCAUAUGGAGAAAGCUUUCGUGACACUCUGUGGGUGGCGCAAUUUGGAAGGAUACUGUGGAAGAAUAUAAUUCAUUUCGUUAGCAUUUUUUCAAAAGAAUUCUCAGGCACUGAGAUGUAUACAUACCAAUUAUGUGCACUCCUUCAGUGCUUCCAAGCUGUCAUUAUUUGGCCUUAACUGGUAAUGUAAACAGGGAAAUACAUGCUUGUUAGGUUUUCUGAUUAUCAUAACUCAUCUGAAUGUGUUUUUUCUUCAUAAUCACUUGAAGUUGACACCUGAAGUCAAACUUAGAACUGCUGCAAGUGACAGCGACAUAAAUAGA